Molecule: messenger RNA, 630 nt
Organism: Prunus armeniaca (apricot)
Lineage: Eukaryota; Viridiplantae; Streptophyta; Magnoliopsida; Rosales; Rosaceae
Source: the annotation of a GenBank genome assembly
AUGGUAACUCUUCAUCACCGUCCACACCGCCUACUUCUAGACCCAUCAGGAUCAUCAGGAUCAUCAUCAUCAUCAUCAUCAUCAACCACACCAGACGCAGCCAAUGGAAGCAGGACACGUGGGACAUACACCAAUGAGGCCAACUUUGACACCAACAUGGUCAUCAUUCUAGCAGCCCUGCUCUGUGCACUGAUAUUUGCUCUGGGGCUAAACUCAAUCGUGCGCUGUGCUUUAAGAUGCAGCAGAAGGUUCUCUUUUGAGACCCCAGAUGAGACUGCUGCGCGCUUAGCAGCCACAGGGCUGAAAAAGAGCACAUUGCGUCAAAUUCCCAUUGUGGCAUAUGGCUCAGGGGCUAAUAUUCCUGCCACGGACUGCCCAAUUUGCCUUGGAGAAUUUCAAGAUGGCCAGAAAGUGAGGCUUUUGCCAAAAUGCAACCAUGGAUUUCAUGUCAGGUGCAUAGACACUUGGUUUUUGUCACACUCUUCGUGCCCAACUUGCCGCCACUCGUUGCUUGAACAGCCAGCUGCAGCUUCAGAUUCUGCAGAAGUUGCUGAUGCUAGGCAUACUGCUGGAAAUGCAUCAUCUGGAGGUCAAGGUGAUGUGCCAAUAUCUGUUGAUGAAGCCAGUUGA